CAAUUUUUCCUUCGUCCGUCUUCCCUUAGUUUCUUCCUUCCCUCGCCAUUAAUCCUCACAUUAAUUACUUUCCCUCUCAGACUGCCACCCUUUUUCUGUUACUUCUUCUUCUUCUUCUCCGGGUCAUUCACAUUUGCCCCUCCAGUUCCUUUUCUUUUUUACUUCCACACAUGCUCCGUAAUCAUUCGCUUCCACUCCCGUUUCUCAGCGAGAGUACCGGUGAGUUCUAUGAAGUUUAAAUGCUGUCGUAAUUGCUUUCAUCUGGGAGUCUCUCGAUGAUUCCCGCCUUGGGAAGCGAGUCGAAAACCGAGUUUGUUGAUAUAUAGAGUAACUAUAUUAUAUAUAUAUAUUAUAGUGUCGCUGAAUUUGAGGCCCUCACCAGCGAUCUCUGAUUCGCUUUUGGCUCCUUAAGCGUGCGAGUCUCUCAAGUUGACUCGUGCAGCUUGGGGCGACCUGACUCGUUCCAAACUUCUUCCCUCUCGAAGUCUUUUGCCUCUCCGAGAAUUCUGUUGUUUUAGGCGUUGCUCAUCUUUAGGAUCAUUUUCUCUGUCCCCUUCCUCUCUUGAAAAUCUGCUCCAUUCACUCACUCAAUAGAGAAGUUAAAUUGCGGUGUCAGUCUGUUGAUUAUAGAAGAACAUAAUUUCAGUAGGAAGGUUUACAUGUUUGGCUAGUCAGGUCUUCAUUGCAUUUACCUCAUUCUUUAUGAUAUGCUGGUUCAAAGGCGGGGGAAUCAAUCAUUAGCUUUGGAUGCUGACCGGAUAUAUCUCCACUUUGGAUUUUUCUGAGCAGCAAUCAUGAACAAUCAACUUCUCGAAAUCGAACCCAAGGAACUGAAAUUUUUGUUUCAACUAAAGAAGCAAAGUUCAUGCUCCAUUCAGCUGGCCAAUAUAACCGAUUAUCAUGUCGCUUUCAAGGUCAAGACGACAGCACCUAAAAAAUAUUCAGUGCGACCAAAUGUUGGAGUUCUUAUGCCAAAUUCUGCUUGUAAAUUCGUAGUGACAAUGCAAGCUCCAAAGGAAGCCCCAGCAGACAUGGCGUGCAAGGACAAGUUUUUAAUCCAGAGCAUAAUUGUUCCUGUUGGAACAACCAGUGAAGAUAUUUCUUCCAGCUUGUUUGCCAAGGAUAAUGACAGACGUGUUGAAGAAAACAAGCUGAAAGUGACCCUGAUCAGCCCUAUCUCUUCACCAGAACUCUCUCCCAUCAAUGGAAACUUCAAUAGUGGUCUUGCUUAUGAAAAGAAUCAGAUAUUUGGCAGAGAGGAAAUCGUUUCCCAAGAACCCAUGGUGGUCCAGAAUGUUGAGCACGAGAUAGUUAAUGAGGAAUUAAACGAUGGAAAAAAAAACGAUGUAAAAGACAAUGAGUUGAAUGCAGAAGAAGAUGAAAGGUCAAAGACUAUGAUGGAUGCGGAGGAACUCAAACCAGAAACAGCAGAAUUAAAAGUGCCGAAAGAUGUGGAGUUCUACAAUGUAACGGAGGAUGCACAGGAAUCGAAGGCAGAAAAAGUGGCCAUGCUAAAUGUGUCAAAGAGUGCGGAGGAGCUAAAAUUAAUGGAAGCUAUUGAAGAGAUAAAGUUUAAACUUGAUAAACUUGAGUCAAAGCUGAAUGAGGCUGGAGCAACGAUAUCAAAGCUAACGGAGGAGAGCAGGCUAGGCAAUCUAGAGACUAAGGCCUUGCAGGAAAAAAUAGCAGCAUUGAGUAAGAGAGGUUCAAGGAAAGUUCAAAUCGGAUUCCCCCUUCUAUACGUCUGUAUGGUGGCACUUGUCUCUCUUUUCCUUGGAUACCGUUCUCACUCUUGAUACUUGCUCAGCAUAAUGUAUAUGCAGCUGCUAA
Messenger RNA from Neltuma alba, 1830 nucleotides. RefSeq names its product vesicle-associated protein 2-2-like. The transcript has 8 exons. The coding region runs from base 795 to 1796 and encodes 333 amino acids. Gene Ontology annotation, cellular component: endoplasmic reticulum membrane; plasma membrane. Gene Ontology annotation, biological process: endoplasmic reticulum membrane organization. NCBI's taxonomy places the organism in Eukaryota, Viridiplantae, Streptophyta, Magnoliopsida, Fabales, Fabaceae. The record is from RefSeq and is a predicted model, not a curated record.